This is a messenger RNA of Saitoella complicata NRRL Y-17804, 1086 nucleotides long. Its product is annotated as putative D-amino acid oxidase. NCBI's taxonomy places the organism in Eukaryota, Fungi, Ascomycota, Saitoellomycetes, Saitoellales, Saitoellaceae. The transcript is spliced from 3 exons. The coding region runs from base 1 to 1086 and encodes 361 amino acids. Gene Ontology annotation, molecular function: D-amino-acid oxidase activity; FAD binding. The record is from RefSeq and is a predicted model, not a curated record.
AUGUCUUCCACCACACCCGCUGAUCGUGACAUUGUCGUCGUUGGUGCCGGCGUAAUUGGCCUCACAACCGCCCUAAUUCUUACCCAACGCGAUCCCUCCAUCGCUUCCCGCAUCCACCUCAUCGCACAACACUUCCCCGGGGACCACUCUAUCCACUACACCUCCCCAUGGGCAGGCGCCAACUUCUCCUCUGUCGCCGGUGCGGACGAGAACGCGAUCAGGUGGGAUCGCAUGACCUACCAGAAGUUGUGUGAGAUGGCCGCCGAUGAGAAGAUUAGCAAGGAGGCUGGGAUCAGGUUCAUUCCGGGAAGGGAGGUCUGGGAUGAGGAUGUGUUACCGGAUAUGGCGAAGAUGGAGAGUUGGUCGAAAUAUGUCCUGGAUUACAAAGUCGUCCCAAAGAACGAGCUCCCAGAAGGAACAGCGUUCGGGAUAACCUUCCGCUCACUCGUCGUCAACCCCGCCAUUUACCUCCCCUACCUCCUCUCCCGCCUCACCUCCCUCGGCGUCACCACAAGCCGCACCACCCUCCCCUCCAUUACCGCCCCCUUUACCAUCUACCCCGCGACCAAGGUCGUCAUUAACUGCACCGGAGUGAGCGCGCAGACCUUGAAGGGCGUCGAAGACAAGAAAAGCUAUCCCACGAGGGGGCAGGUCGUCAUGGCCCGGGCUCCGCACGUAUGGGAAACCGUUUCGAGACACAGGAAGCAGUCGAUUACGUAUAUUAUUCCGCGUCCGUACUCGAAUGGUACCGUUACGCUCGGAGGGUAUAUGCAGAAAGGGGUCGCCACGCCCGAUACUUUCGCCUCUGAGACUGCGUCGAUCCUACAACGUACCACUGACCUCCUUCCCGCCCUCAAGACUCUUCCCGACGAAAGCAAGAACCGGGGUGUUGAUGUGUUGAGGGAGUGUGCGGGGUUGAGACCGUCUAGGGAGGGAGGGGCGAGGGUCGAAAAGGAAAGGAUUGGGGAGGGGUGGUUGGUGCAUAAUUACGGGGCCGGAGGGACGGGGUACCAGGCUGGGUGGGGGAUGAGUGUCGAGGCGGCCGACUUAGUUUUGGGUAUUUUGGGAGAAAAGAGCAAGCUCUAG